Molecule: messenger RNA, 6376 nt
Organism: Harpegnathos saltator (Jerdon's jumping ant)
Lineage: Eukaryota; Metazoa; Arthropoda; Insecta; Hymenoptera; Formicidae
Gene: Dnmt3
Product: DNA methyltransferase 3
Exons: 20
Coding region: 715-5484 (1589 amino acids)
Cellular component (GO): nucleus
Molecular function (GO): methyltransferase activity
Source: RefSeq, a predicted model, not a curated record
GGGAGAGAGAGAGAGAGAGAGAGCGAAGUGUCCGACGCCGCUGCUCCGCCAUUCCGCGUUUGAGAGUAUUCCCGGUCUCACGUUAAUUUUAUCGGGCAUCAAUCUCAGAAGGACACCGGCUACAUUAGUAGCGGUAAAAAGUGCUCCGGAUAUUAUAUUAACAUUAACAAAAUACAUGUUUUGCGUCGCAACGUCGCAACGUCGCAGUGAAACGGCGGAAUUAAUGAAAAGGAAGUGUGUCUCGUAAAAACACGAGACUUUUCUUCCUUUCGCAAUUUGAGCGAUCCAGCGGCGAGAUUGGCAUCAUUCGCAAGUCACGAUCCUCAAAUAAAUCCCUGUCGCGAUCGCGCGCGGAUAUUCUUCAAUUUCCAAAUCUCUCCGCGACAGAAUCGAUCGCUCGAGAUUGCCGCGGAACUAUCGAUAAUCGAAAUCGUCGCAGGGCGACAUUUUCAGGCAGAGGGGAGAGGGGGAAGGGGCGGGGCGGGGGCCGCACAACUUUCGGCAGCUAUCUCUCGCUGCGUGCUGCAACGAGAUGCCUUUGAGAACGCUGACAGUCGGUAAGUUGGCAGCACUGUUGCGUUCCCGCGUUGCGUGCACACAUGUCCGCGGUGUGCGAGUGGUCGGUCGUUAAAAAUCUCGGGAGUUGGAGCAUAAGAAAGGUAAGAGUGUUGUGCACGUCGAGUGUGAAACGCGGCGGAGCACGACCCGAGCAGGAUGGACUGGACUUUGUCUGCGCCCAAGGAAAACUAUCCCUCGCCUCAGACCAGCGACGAUCGUCCCGACCAAGUGGCCAUGCCGGAAGCUCAGUGUGACGCCACGCAGCAACAGAUAAGCCAAAAGCGACGCAGAGGCAGGCCAUGGAAGUUCAAAAUGGGGACGGUCUGGUCCAUAGUGUGCGCCAUGAACUUGGGGCUGUUUUCCGAGUCGUCCCUGAAGGACGUCUCCUUCGUGAACAUCUGGGACGCCUUCAUGAGGAAGCAUUACGCCGCCGAGGACACCGACGCCGACGUCGAGGCGAGCGAUCGCGAGGACACGGACGAGGCAAGGUCCACAAGCAAUAACACCUCGGCCGCCUUCUGGCCCUUCCUGCAGGCGGCACGUAGCACCCUGAAGAAGACCGCUCGCAAGCGCGGUAAACGGAAGCGGAGCCGAUGGACGAUAAAACGGCAGAAGAAGCCGUUGGACGCGAUGGUCCCGCACCGUCGGAUCCACGACAGCCUGGCUCUCAAGUCCGCGACGAAGAGACGAGUCGUCGCCGCAGCUGCCUCCUCCGUGUCGCCGGUCAGCCGGAAGAUCCACAGCAUCGAGAGUCACGUCGGCUCCAACAGGCCAGCUGCGGGGCUGCCGGGUUACAGCUACUCGUUCAAGCAACUUCACGCUCGGCUAGCCGGCGCGGGCGGUGACAAGAUGGAGGAGCCUCGCGGCCGCUCGUCCGCGGCGUACCUCGCGGCGUCCAACGAGGACGACGCUCGCGCGACACCGAGGGAAUCAACUACCGAGACGCCGACCGAUCACUCCGCAUCGAGACAUGUGGCUGGAUCUCGGACGUCGCUUCGCGGCGCCCGAAAGUCCAAGCGAGACCUCAGCGACCCGUUGGAGUUCAACGAUUAUUACAGGAAAGUGACGCGCGUGAACGUCGACAUGGGGGACAUCUGGGAGGACACGUCGUCUAGCAGCGACGGGAACAACGAGGACGAGGACUACGUGGUCGACGACGACGACGACGACGACGACAACGACGACGACGAUGACAAAAACAAGGACAAAGACUACAAAGUUGCUGGUAGAUUCACGAGUCGCGUGAACCCGAAGGAGACCGAACUCGCGAACGGGAGCGUCUCGGGUCGCAAGGCUGCGAGCACGCACGACGAGAACGAAAGGCUACCGUCGCAGAAGAGGAAUCGCGAGCAGCUGCUGGAGAGUCUGAAGGAGCAGCCUGCGACUUCGCCGAAGAACGGCGAGAUCAUGACGCGCCGGCAAAAGCGCCGGCGACAGUCCGCGGCGAGCGACGAUAACGCCUCGCAAAUCACUCCCAUCGCCCAUCGGAGCAGUCGCCAGCGGAGUGUCGCGACGCAAGUCGCGGCGGUUCCAGAGGUCGACGGCAACGUGGAGAACGCGCGGAAACGCUGCGAAAGUCGCCGCUCCCACAACAGCGCUCCUACGUCGUGCUCGUGCAAGGAGAAUCUCAAGCACACCGCCACGGCGAUCAUGAAGGAUAUUCGCGCUCAUAUUGGCAACGAGGAUUCCGAUAAGGACACGGAGAACAACGUGGUGGAAGUCAUCGAAGUCAAGGUCGAGAGUCGCGACGUCUCCAUGAAAUACGAAUGGGAGGACGACUGGGACGACGACGACGACGACGCGACCGGCAACGAAGACAGCUCACGAAGGAGCUCAGACCGCUCGCAAUCACCGGCGAAACCCUUCUUGAAGACAUACGGCAACACAAGCCAGAAAGGCGGUAAGAAGAGACAACUGUGCAAGACGUCGAUCGACUACGAGCACGUCGAUCUCAAGGAAACGACUUAUCAGAGCGUUCUGCCGGAAUGCGUCGUUCUCGACGACUCUAGGCCGUCGACGCCGUCGUUGAAGAUAAACGUGGACAACGAGAUAAAGUGGGCCUCGGAAGACAGCGACAUCAGCGCGCUGAUCGUCUCGAUCGUGGACGAGGACGACGCUGCGGCCAACACGUCGACGACGGCGACGACUCCUGGCAAGACGGACGUUGACGACGACCCCGCCGACGGCAGAGCGCGCCAAGAGCGAAACGCGCUGAUGGCGAGCGCAUGCUACGUGUAUCGCGAGACGCCACCGGACAUCCUCGUCGAGGCUGCUGCUUCCAUCAGUGUCAUGAGAGCUCCUCGCGCGAAAUUCGCGAAUCGCCGCGCCGACACGAAGGACGUGAUCACGUAUGGAAAUCGGAACAGGAGUAACGGGAAAUCGUCGUUGCCGGAGCGCAGCUUCUGCCGACAGAAGAGCCAAGAUCCUGCCAAGAUUGAGGUGAAGAGCUUAAAUAAUAGCAACAAGGACGACGAAACAGACAGCGAGAAUGAGAAGAAAUACACGCUGCGAAGAAGAUUAACGAGGUCUUCGUUAAAUACUACCAAGGAGAAUAACGUCGGCAAACUAAUAUGGGGAAACUGUUCGGGGUGGUGGCCAGCGCUGAUCGUCGAAGCUGAACAAGUAGGAAUGGCAGCUGAACCCGGCAAGGAGUGGGUCUACUGGAUCGGGGAAUCGCAAAUAUCAUUGCUGAAUGAGAAAACCCAGAUAGAACCGUUUUCCAGGAAGCUGGAGGAACGAUUGACGCAAAAGUUUCGUAAAAAUAAUAUUCGAUCGCAAGCCAUUGACGAUACAAUAAAGAUGCUACGCCAACGUUACGAGUCCACUCUGACUAAGCCGUAUUAUUAUUGGAUACAACGGAAUAUCAGAGAGGAGGAACUGGACAACUUGUAUUUUUACCCGUAUCCCACGAAGAUACAAGGAAGAUUGGACGCUCUGAAGGCAAAGAACGCCAAAGCUACCGAGCAGUAUAUAUUAAAUCAGAGAAGCGGUUCGCCGGAACCGAAGAAACAAGCCGAAAAGACCGAAAAAACCAAAGACACAAAAGCCGUGAAACAAAUGGAGGAGGAGCGUUUACCAUUGCGAGAACAAAUACCUGGUGUUAUAACCUGGGCGAAGAUCACGGGGCACAACUGGUGGCCAGCGAUGGUCAUCGAUUAUCGCGAUUGCUGCUUGAAGGAACCAGGUUUCGGUUGUCAGUGGAUUAUGUGGUACGGCGACUACACGGUUUCGCAGGUACAUCACUUAGCAUUUUUGAAAUUUCACAAGGGAAUCGAAAAGUUGCGCGAAUACAUCGAGAACACGAAAAAGCAUGUGUAUCUUAUGGGCGUGUUGCAAGCCUCGAAGGAUUAUUGCGCGCGUUUGGGAUGCAACACGGAUAACUGGAGUUUAGAUAAUGUCUUUAAGUAUUUCUCGGAUAUGAAUAAUAUACACGUAGCAUAUAACCAUUUACAAGUUUCAGAGUCAAACAAAGUAUACGAUAAGUAUUCCAACGAGAUAAUAAAAAAGAUAAAUGAAUUAAAAUCCAAUCCAAAUGUAGAUUCGCAGCGCAAGGAAGACAUUAAGCAGAGUGAUGCUUUGCAACGUAUAAGGCAAGGGCAAUCCAAACUGACAGAAUUAUGCUUAAAGUGCUUAAAGUUGCCGAAGGAUGUAAUGGAGGAUCAUCCAUUCUUCGAAGGAUCUCUGUGUAAAGAAUGUUCGGACCUCUUUAAGCCAUGUAUGUUCGUAUUCGGGAACGACGACAAGUGCUUUUACUGCACAGUUUGCGCUGCCACUGGGACCGUGGUUAUCUGCGACCGAGAGGAUUGUCCCAGAGUCUUUUGCACAGCCUGCCUGAAAUAUCUGCUGUGUCCGAAAGUAUACGACAAGAUGCUGUUGGAGGAUCCGUGGGAAUGCUUUCUCUGUAGAGACAAGUCCACAUUGCCUACGGAGGGGCUGUUGCGUCCACGAGCCGAUUGGAAGGAGAAAUUCCUCGGCAUGUUCCAUACAACUUCGGAUCCUGUGUUUAAUAGCACAAAUGUUGUAAAUAAUAACGGAGAGAAAAGAGGCGUACGUGUGUUGUCACUCUUCGAUGGUUUGAGCACAGGUCUGGUAGUGCUUCUGAAACUGGGGAUCAUCGUAGACGUCUAUUACGCAAGUGAGAUCGAUCAAAAUGCUCUAACGAUCAGUUCCGCUCACUUUGGCGAUCGUAUUACUUACUUAGGUGACGUGCGAAACAUAACGAAGGAGAAGGUCAAGGAGAUCAUGCCGAUCGACCUGUUGAUCGGCGGCUCGCCGUGCAACGACCUCAGUCUGGUCAAUCCGGCACGACUGGGUCUUCACAACCCCAAGGGGACCGGCAUAUUGUUCUUUGAGUACAUUCGGAUUUUGAAGCAAUUGAAAAAGAGCAACAAGGGCCAUCACCUAUUCUGGUUGUACGAGAACGUCGCCUCCAUGCCGACCGAGUACAGAUUGGAAAUGAACAAGCACUUGGGACAGGAACCGAUGGUGAUAGACUCUGCUGACUUCUCGCCCCAGCACAGGCUGAGGCUUUAUUGGCACAAUCUGCCCCACGACCCGUAUUUCCCCCAGUCUCAGAGGCAAGUGGAUGUUCAGGAUAUACUCACACCGAAUUGUAACCGUUACGCGCUCGUGAAGAAAAUUCGAACAGUGACGACUAGAUCGAAUUCGUUGAGACAAGGCAAAGCAGAACUGAAGCCGAUCAUGAUGAAAGGCACCAGUGACACCCUGUGGAUCACCGAGCUCGAGGAGAUCUUUGGUUUCCCGCGACACUACACAGACGUGAAAAACUUAUCGGCCACGAAUCGACAAAGAUUGAUCGGCAAGUCCUGGAGUGUGCAAACACUCGCCGCCAUAUUGCGACCACUGUGUUCCUGCUUUAAGUGCAAUGAAGAAACAAACGAAAACACCCAAUCUGACUCGCGGUGAGGGAAGUGGUAUUCCCUAUCUUGUUGCGGUGGAUGAGUUUGUAGUGAAUUUUUUAAAAUUUGUAAACUUAGGACUAAAUUUUCGAGCAAAUGUUUUCAUUUUGUGCUAUUCUUAAGAAGAAAACGCACACAUGGGUGUAGAAAUUAAGUGUAUUGUAUAAGUACAGAGAAUCAUCCCUUUAUUAUCGCUCGUGUAAUACACACUUCGACACUGUGGGUGAUUCUCUCAAUUGAUUUGACAAUGAUUACGCGCAAGAACGUCCGUGUUUUUGUACGAUCGCUCUUGUACACAGUUACGAUUUGUACACAAAAAUUUGCACUUUUGGUUAUGACGAUCGGUAACAUCGACGCUCCGUCCGGUGCAUCCACAGGUCGUGUUUCAGAAUUCACUGCCAGCGCUGAGAAGUUUACAGUUUGCAUGAUCCAAACUAUAUAUUUCCAGUACUGGCAAUGAAUUUUGGAACACGGCCCAUAUUGUGAGAAGAUUAAGGCGUUUCCUUUCGGACUCAAGUAGUUGAUUCCGCCAGUGAUAGAUAGCCAGUGAGAAGAUAGAUACGUUGCUACAUAGUGGAGGAGCAACUUGUUCGGUAUUAAGUGUAAGCAUACCGGACGAUAUCAAUACAACCGAUCGCACAUCAGACGUCAUAUAUGUGUUUUAAUGUUUAUUAUUAUUAUUCUCAUGAUUUCUGAUGAUUGUAUAAUUUCUUAAUCAUUUCCUAACCAAAUACAUGAGUUUUUCAUGAGUUACGCAAUAAUCAUAGCAAGAAUUAUAUUAUCAUAAUAAUCACACACGACAUUCUCAUGAUAAUUAAAAUCAUUACGAUUAUAUUAUCACCUCACAAUUAUUAUGCGUAUAAUUCAUAAUCUGUUAUUUAUUAAAAUACAAUUUAUAU